This is a messenger RNA of Closterium sp. NIES-67, 7038 nucleotides long. Lineage: Eukaryota; Viridiplantae; Streptophyta; Zygnematophyceae; Desmidiales; Closteriaceae. The record is from the annotation of a GenBank genome assembly.
UAGCCGCAGAAGGGGUCUCGUCGGCAUUCGCGGUGGCCAGUACUGCGGUUACAGAAAGGCAUAGUAGCCGUUUCGACCACACCUGUGUAUCGUGGCGUGGCCCGUCACCACAUUGCUUGUCCCAGUUUCUCGUUUCUGAACGGACCACCAAAUCUCAAGACAUUGGUAGUUCUCAGAAGUGGAAUCGACCUAAGUCUCGCGAUCAGUAGGCAUUCCGAGUUGCCACAGGCACAUGAUCCGUCGUGUCGUGUUAACAAUCGGUGAUUCUGAUCAACGGUCGUUGGCCAGAACCAUUCAUUCGAUCAACGGUCGCUGCAGGCAUGAGCUACGCGGCCUAUAAAGUUGUCCACCCGCCGACCGGCGUCACCUGCUGCGCCUCCGGUUUCCUGACUCGUUCGGCGACCGCCGAGCCUCUGCCGAACCUGAUCGUCAGCCGCGGGAAUGUGCUGGAAGUGUUCUCGGUGCGGAGCAAUGCGGUGGGCGGGGAGGCGGAGGAGGGGGGGCGGAAAGGGGAAGCGGGGGGAGACGGGGGAAGCAGCAAGGUUGCUGGAAGUAAUGUACUGCCUGGAGCGACUCUGGAUGUCGUCUGCGAGUUCAGCUUCCUCUCACGCCCAGCGUUUUUUGGUCUUCCGAAUGCUGGGGUGGCUACCAUGCUGUUGGUAACUUGGUUCCAGAAGCGAAAGCAGCUCGUAUCCCAUCGUCUCCCUGGGUUUUCUUUUCCACUUACCCCUCGGCUUACUUUUGAGGCGCCUCAAAAGUCUUUUCCACUUACCCGUCGGCUUACCCCUUGCAUCUUGACCCCAGGAUGAACGGAGUGGUGCAGAGCAUGGCAGUGGUGCCAGAGGCGGCUGCAAUGCAACUGACGCACCAGGCUGGGCUGAACGGAGUGGUAGAGAGCAUGGCAGUGGUGCCAGGGGCGGCAGCAACUGACGCGCCUGGCUGGGUGGGGACUGGGGGAGGCGGUCCCAACUCCGGGAGUGGUGCGGGGAGAGGUGCGGGAAGAGGGGGAGCCGGGGGGGAGGGCGGUGGGAGGGGAGGGAGAGGGAGGGGAGGACGGCAGAUGGGCAAGAGAGAUGCAAGAGGUGGGGGGGAAGUUGGUGGGGGUGGUGCGAUUGCUGGAGACCUGAGCGCAAUGCAGGGUGCUAUUGGUAGUGGUAGUGGCAACAGUAGCGGCAGCGGCAGCGGCAGCAGCUACAGUGGUCGCAAGGAUGCGCUGGUGCUGACGUUUCGAGAGGCCAAGGUGUCGGUGGUGGAGUUUGAUGAUGCCACACAGCGGCUCAAAGUCAGCUCUCUGCACUUCCUUGAAGGGCCGGAGUGGGCUGCUCGAAAGAGGGGCAGAGAAAACUUUCCGCUUCCGCCCAUCGCGCGCUCUGAUUGGUCGGGCCGCUGCUCAGCUGUGCUAGUGUACCGCUGCCACCUGCACUUCCUCACCCGCAAGCAAGCAGGCCACAACCAGACAGGUCACAACCAGACAGGGCAUAACCAAGCGGCCGAUACCGAAGCAGCAGCCGCUGCUCUGGCUUCUCCCACAGCCCUCCGGUCCUCGUCUUUCAGCAAGUCUGGUUCGGACCGAGCCUCUUUGGACCGGCCCUCUUCCUUCAAGGGAGGCUUGGACCGGUCCUCCUCUUUCCGAGGAGGCUCGGCGGGCCAGGCUCCUAGGUUCGGCGGCUCUUUCACUAUCGACUUGCGGCCCCUUGGGAUCUCCAAUGUGCGGGAUUUUGUCUUUUUGUCCGAGCCUGGAGACCCCAUAGUGGCAGUGCUAUGGGAGGAGGGCAACACAUGGGCGGGGAGGCUCGGAGGGUCCUCCCCUUCAGUUCUCGAGGCUCGCUUCUCCUGUGCCGUCACCUUCCUACGGGUGUCGCUGCAUACCCGCUCUCAUCUCAUUCUUGGAACUACCAAGCAUCUCCCCUUCGACUCCUACGCGCUCUCCCCCGCCCCCUUCCCCCCCGGGGGCCUCCUCGUCCUCUCCCCCCACUCCCUCCACUUCUGUUCCGCCUCCUCCACCUGCCACCUAGCGCUGAACGAUUCGUCGCCGCCCGCCCUGCCAGAUGGCACCGAGAUCCCUCGUCCACGUCAGCAGCCGGGUCAAGGGCCUCUGUCGGUGGAACUGGAUGCGGCGCAUGCCACGUGGCAGCCUGUGAUUGGGCCAAGUGGAGGCUCGGUGGGGGUUGGAGGGAGAGUCAGUGGUGGGAGCAGCAGCAGCAACAGCAGCAGCAGUGGUGCUGUUGUGUUUCUUGCGAGUAAAGGUGGUGCACUGGUGGUGGUGAAAGUGACGCCCGAGCCAAAGUCACCAACCUUCAGUUUGGACCUUCUACAAGUCCGUGCCACAGUGCAGGCAUCAGGCAUAAUUAGCCUCGGCCCGAGCCUGCUCUUUGUGGCUAGCAGGCUCGGUGACAGUAUGCUCAUUCGUUACCGAGCCAACGAGCUUGGCCUGGAGCAGCGAGGGCCCAAGCGCCUGCGCGCAGAGGAGACUGCAACUGCCGCGGGAGUGUCUGCGGCUGCAUCUUCUGCUGCUGCUGUUGGCGCUGGUGAGGAGGAGCUGGCCACUGCAAGCCCGGCCACCCCAGGGGGGCCUGCCUCGCAAGAGGGCUUCUCCUUCCGAGUGUGUGACUCACUUCUCAACAUCGGCCCGAUCAGAGGCCUGGUGCCCAUCCCAGCGCUGCCCUCCGCUACCCCCCAGCAGCAGCAGGAGGGCAAGCAGCAGCAGCAGAUGCUGGUGGCGUGCAGUGGGCAUGGCAAGAACGGCGCCCUGUCUGUGUUGCUGCAGCGCGUGCCACUAGACGUGCUCACUCAGGAGGACCUGCCUGGCUGCUGUGGCCUGUGGACUGUCUAUGGCUCUGCGCUGCCUGGGGGAGAAAAUGGCCAGGCGGCAGUAGGAGAGGCAGGGGAGAAGACCGGAGGGGGGGAGGGAGCAGGGAAGGAGGGAGGAGGGGUGGAGGGUGGAGGGGAGGGGGAGGGGGUGGGUGGCAGGAAGGGCUCAGGGGAGGUGGGAUCUGGGGCAGGCGCUAUGGAAGUGGAUGGGGGGAGUGGGGCUGCAGGGGCGAAGGAGAAGAGUGGAGGAAUUGGAAGUGGGGUGGAUGGUAGCGAUGGAGGAGAUGGAGGAGAGGGAGGAGAGGGAGAAGGGAAGGCCGGCGGUGGGGACUAUCACGGGUUCCUUGUGCUGGCGUUUGAAAGCCAGAGCAUGGUGCUAGAGACAGGCGAGCUGCUUCGGGAGGUGUCAGCUGAAGUGAGUUUCAUCACCGACGCACCCACUCUCCUUGCUGCCAACCUCUUCUCCCGCCGCUGCAUCCUCCAAGUCACUCCCUCUGCCGUCCGAUUGCUCGCCAGCUCAGCCAUCCUGCUGCAGGAGAUGCUGCCACGUGGCAUGGUAGUUGGGGGGGAGAAAGGGGGCGGGGAAGGGAUGGAGGAGGGGCCGGAGGGGGUAGAGGAUGUGGAGAUUGAGUCUGCUGACGUGGCGGAUCCAUAUGUCAUGCUGCGAUUGGUGGAUGGCCGAUUCGUGCUGCUUGGCCCAGAUCCGUCCAAGCCUCUCUCUCUCAUCCCCAUCCCUUGCCACCUCCCCAGUCCUCCAUCUGACCCCAUCACAGCAUACUCCCUCCUCCUCUGCCCCUCCUCUCACUGCUCCAAAACCAGCUCUCCCACAGCCGUCACCACCACCACCACGAGCAGUGCGCUUGCCUGUGCCCUUGGCAACACUAUCAAAGGCAUCCCUACGUCCACCACCACUCCCGCAUCCCUUAGUCCUCCUGCACUCUCUCCCACUCCGACUCUUCCUCCUCCUCUUCCUCCCUCACUGCCCCUCUGCGCUGUUGCUCGUAGAUCCGGCCUGCUCCAGCUGUACCUCCUCCCCUCCCUCCGCUGCGUCUACUCCUCCCUGGGCCUGGCUGAUAGUCACACUCUCUUGAAGCACACCCCUGCUGCAGCUGCUGCUGCUGCUGCUAUUGUUACUGCAGCAGCGGCAGCUGCAGCAGGCGGAGGAGGAAAAGAGUCUGCUCGUGCGACAGCAGGAGCAGAAGCAGCAGCAGCCGCAGGAACAGCAGCAGCAGAAAGGGCACCAGCAGCAGUGCUUGAUGCAAUGGAGGUAGAUGUGAAGCCAGAGGAGGCUCAGAAGGAAGGAGUGGGCGAGCAGGGGUCAGGGAGGCCGGUGGUGGAGGGAGAGGAAGAGAGGGGGGUGAAGGAGGAGAGGAAGGAGGGGGAGGGGAAGGAGGGGGAGGGGAAGGAAGAGGUGAAAGGGAGUGAUGUGGACAUGGAGGGUGGCAGUGGUGCUGGUAGCGGUCGGGAUACUGAGGGAGUAAAAGCAGAGGAGGGGAGAGUAAAAACGGAGACGAAAGAACCUGUUGCAUCCCACAAAUCAGAGAACGAUGCAGCAGGAACAGCAGGGAGAGCAGGGAGAGAAACUACAGCACACACGCCACCUGCACCAGUCGCACCCUCCCCGUUCGCACCUGAUUGGCCGAAGCUGUUUGUCGUGGAUCUGCACGUAUCCGUCAACCCAGCCACUGGGCGGCUGUUUUUGUUUGUUCUGCUUUCAGACGGGCGGCUGCUGGGGUUCCGAGCAUUCUGCCCCUCUGGAGCCUCCCCUGCUGAUGUGAUUGCAGCGAGUGUGACAGUAUCAGGAGAGGGAAGUGUGAGGGCAGGAGGACGAGCAGGGGGAGGAGGUGGGCGAGGGGAUGGGGAGGGAGAGAAGGGAGCAAAGCCAGGCAGCGUAGGGGUAGCUGGAUUAACAGCUGGACUGGGAGUAGCUGGAUCAGGGGUAGGUGGAUCAGGGGUAGGUGGAUCAGGGGUAGGUGGAUCAGGGGUAGCCGGAUUAGGGGUAGGUGGAUUGCGGUUUCAGAGGGUUUGUCUGGAGGAGGAAGAGGCUGGGAUUCACCAGGUUGAUGUAGAGGGGGGAGUGGAGGAGGAGGGGAAGGGGGAGAGAGGAGAGGGCCGAGAGGCAGUUGCUGGUGAUGGGGGAGGGGGAGGGGGAGAUAGCAGGGUGAAGCAAGAGGGAGGUGAGACUGGGGGAGGUGAUACUGGGGGAGAGGAAAGGGGGGGAGGUGAUCAUGCAGCGGAAGAGAAGGAGCAGGGAGAGGAGGGUAAGGAGAGGAGCAGGAGGGCUGGCAGGCUGAGGAGCAGGAUGCUGUUUCCGUUUCAGGGAGUUGGGCUGGAGGGGAGUGGAGGAGGGGGUGGAGGGGGUGCGGCUGGGAGGGGAAAGGGUGGUGGUGGUGCUGGCAUUGGCGGUGUGUUUGUGGCUGGGAGCAGGCCGAGAUGGCUGAUGGUGCUGAGAGAUCGAGUGUGGAUGCACCCCGUGGUGACAGAAGGGCCUUCGAGCGUUUUAGCCAUGGCACCCUUCCACAACAUCAACUGCACGCACGGCUUCCUCCUCAUCUCCUCCCAAGGCGCGCUCAGCAUCUGCCAGCUGCCGCCCCUCUUCCAGUUCGACAACGCGUGGCCGCUCAACAAGAUUCCUCUGCGCUCCACCCCUCACUCAGUCACUCUCUCCCCCGACGCAGCUCAUCUCUUGCUCGUCACUUCCACUCCUGUAUCACGCGCAGUGUCUCAGUUCCUUGUACCCUCCCUUGAAGACUCAAAAGACCCCUCAGCCACAGCCCUAGGCCCGGCCGGCCCUGGAGGUCCGGGCGCACCAGGAACCACUGGCACAGGCUCGGAGAAAGACACCGAACCAGUAGCUAUGGUAGAGGACUUCCAGCUUCGGGUGGUGGCCUGCCCGAGCCUCGAGGCUCCGAGCCGAGCCCUGGAGGUUCGGCAGAGCUUUGGGUUCCAGCCGUUUGAAGCGGUGACAAUGGUGAAGUCAGUGGUGCUGAGGAAUCGCAGCAGCGGGCAGUUGCAGACCCUUCUGGCUGUGUGCACCACGUUCAUCACUGGGGAAGACACACCGGGGAAAGGCAGAAUCCUGCUCUUUGAGUAUAACCCUCUGGCAACGGCUGAUGGUGACGCUGGUGGUGGUGCUGCCGCUGCCGCUGAGGCUGAGGGCAAGGCUGCGGAUGGGAGCUCUGGGAUACCCUUGCUGAGGGAGCUCUACUCCAAGGAGCCAAUAGCUGGCAGCAGUCAAAGGGGCAGUGUUGCAGCCCUCACAGCCCUACAGGGCAAUCUGCUGCUGGCAGUGGGGCGGCAGCUGGUGCUGUAUGCAUGGAAUGGCGCAGAGCUGGAAGGAAUCGCCUUCUUGGACGCUCCCCUCUAUGUGGUUUCCAUGGCAACGGUUAAAAGCUUUGUGAUACUGGGAGACGUGCUCAAGAGCAUCUACUUCCUGCACUGGCGGGAGGAGGGCGCUCAGCUCACCCUCCUCGCACGAGAUUUCUCCUCUCUUCCGAUCACGGCCGUCGAUUUCCUCAUCGACGGCUCAGCUCUCGGGCUGCUAGCUGCGGACACAGCAAAGAACCUCCAAGUGUUUGCUUACUCCAAGUCCAUUGAGACGCACAUGGGGCAGAAGCUGCUUCUCAAGGCCUCUUUCCACACAGGAGAGGUCAUCUCAAAGGUCCUUCGGCUCCCGCUCCCCGCUCCUCUGGUAAUGGCAGCAGCAGCAGCAGGAGGAGGAGGAGGUGGAGUAUGGGGACUGCCGAGGAACCCAGCAGGUGGAGCUUCGGGCCGGACCAACAGGUUCGGCGUGCUGGCAGGGACGCUCGGCGGUGCGAUUGCGGUGGUGACCCCUGUACCGGAGCUGGUGUUCCGCCGGCUGGACACGGUGCAGCGUUACAUGGUAACUGCAGUGGAGCAGGUUGCAGGGCUGCACCCACUGGCGUACAGGGCAGUGCAAGGCGUGGGGAGGGGCCAAUCACAGUCAGGCGUGGAGCGAUUGAUCGACUCUCAGCUGCUUACACAGUAUGCACUUAUGGAGGACAACCAGCAGCAGCAGCUAGCAGAGGACAUCGGCUCCACUCGCCCCAUGGUGCUGCAGAACCUGCGGGAGCUGGCCCACAACGCCCUGCUCUUCUAGCCGUGAUUUUUUAGAAAUUAAAACCAAAUACCCUGCUAAAUCAGGGCGCUCGGCCUCGAUGCCCUGCAAAAUCAAGGACUGUCAACUUUUCGUGAAUAUUCAUGUAA